Molecule: messenger RNA, 622 nt
Organism: Trichosurus vulpecula (common brushtail)
Lineage: Eukaryota; Metazoa; Chordata; Mammalia; Diprotodontia; Phalangeridae
Product: protein cornichon homolog 1
Exons: 6
Coding region: 107-622 (171 amino acids)
Biological process (GO): vesicle-mediated transport
Source: RefSeq, a predicted model, not a curated record
GGAGGUGGAGGCCCGGGGGGAAGUGAAUGGUUUUACCCAGCGGGCCCUGCGUCUGCCCUUUCCUCGGUCGCAGCAGCCGCGGCCGUUUUCCUCUUUCCGCUGGGCCAUGGCGUUCACGUUCGCUGCCUUCUGCUACAUGCUGGCGCUGCUGCUCACCGCCGCGCUCAUCUUCUUCGCCAUCUGGCACAUUAUAGCAUUUGAUGAACUGAAGACUGAUUACAAGAAUCCUAUAGACCAGUGUAAUACACUCAAUCCUCUUGUACUUCCAGAAUAUCUCAUCCACGCUUUCUUCUGUGUCAUGUUUCUCUGUGCAGCAGAGUGGCUUACACUGGGUCUCAAUAUGCCACUCUUGGCAUAUCAUAUUUGGAGGUAUAUGAGUAGACCAGUGAUGAGUGGACCAGGACUCUAUGAUCCCACAACCAUCAUGAAUGCAGAUAUUCUAGCGUACUGUCAGAAAGAAGGAUGGUGCAAAUUAGCCUUUUACCUCCUAUCAUUUUUUUACUACUUGUAUGGUGCUGUUACAAUGGUUGAACAUUUGAAAGAAAUAGAGACCACUACAGUAGAGCAUGAUGUAUGUUUUGGUGAGCUCUUAGAGGAUAUACAACAGACUCAGUCCAGUUAA